Sarcophilus harrisii (Tasmanian devil) is the source of this 9119-nucleotide messenger RNA. RefSeq names its product sarcalumenin (gene SRL). Bases 23 to 2806 code for a protein of 927 amino acids. The transcript is spliced from 7 exons. The record is from RefSeq and is a predicted model, not a curated record. Gene Ontology annotation, molecular function: GTP binding. Lineage: Eukaryota; Metazoa; Chordata; Mammalia; Dasyuromorphia; Dasyuridae.
GCUGGCUCUGCUCUGCUGCUGCAUGGCUUCUCUCCUGCUCUCAGGGAAAGCAGAACUGCAAGUCUCUGCCUCGGGUGGCACGGAAGAUGUUGCCAAUUUGUUGGAGAAUCAGUUUUCAGCUGGAGACCCAAGUCUAGAGGAGGAGAGGGCACUUUAUGCAGACCCAGUCCCUCCAGAGAAGAACCUGCAGCUCCAUUACACAGAUGACAAUGAGGCUGAGAAUUGGGAGAAGAGAGAGGCUGGUGGGGAGCCCAGGCCCCCUGCUGAUGCUGAAGGUCACCAUAGUCCUGCUUCUGACCCUGAAGCCAAUACCUCUGCCUUAGAGUCGGCUCUGCCCUGGGAAGCUGCUGCUGAGGCUGGAGCUGUAAGGGAAGGGGAAGCCCCUGAAGAAGGAAAAGAGGUCCCUCUGGAGAAAAAGCAGCAGGAACUCAUGGAGGCAGAUGCUGCAGGAGGGCAAGAGGCAGAGGCUAGUUCUGAAGAAGGAAAAGGAGGACCCCUAGAGGAAAAGCAGCAGGAGCUAAUGGAGGGAGAUGGUGCAGGAGGGCAAGAGGCAGAGGCUAGUUCUGAAGAAGGAAAAGGAGAACCUCUAGAGGAAAAGCAGCAGGAGCUUAUGGAGGGAGAUAGUUCAGAAGGGGAAGGGGUUGGGGAUAGUCCCUUGAGAGAGGAAGCUGUGACUGAAGGAGGCUCAGAAUCUUCUAGUGCAGGAGAGGCUGAAGGGCCAGCUAGAGAGGGAGAGAAGGCCACUGAAGCGAUGGGAGACGUACCAGGAAAAGAGGAAAUGGCAGCAGCGGAACCUGAGUCCCCUUCCAGCUCAGAGCACGAUGGUGGCCAGGAUUCUAUGAGAGAAAAUGGAGACCAAGAAUUUAGUGAGACCCCAGGAAGCGAGGAGACAGAAAUGACACUAGAAAAUGAGUUACCGGAGGCUGAUGCAGAUGCAGGAGAGCCUAAGGAAAGAGAACAAGAGUUGGAGGCUGGGGCAGAAGUGCCUGCCCAGGGAGAGCCCCAGGGAACCUUGGAGGAAAAUCAGAACUUGGAGAGCUCAGCCCCAGCCAAGGCCAGAGAGGCAGAAGACACUGACAGCUCUGGGGCACAGCAGGAGGCUGAGCUGCUCUCUCCUGAAGGUCAGGUUUCACUAGGAACCAGCCAGGAGUUGGAGGAGGUAUCCUCUGAAGAACAAGGGGAAGAGGAAGAGAAUCAGUCCGAGGAGAAAUCUGAAGAAGAAUCUGGGGAAGUCAGCUCAGAAGAAGAAGGGGAGCUUUCAGGGGAAGCUGUGGCUGCCCAGCAAGAGCCAGGAGCCACAAGCCAUGAAGAAGGGGAGGUUUCUGGAGAAGUUGUGGCUGCCCAGGAAGAACCAGGAGCCACAAGCCAGGAGGAGGAAGAAGCCGCCAAAUUGAGCCCAGACGAGACAGUCUCAGCCCUUGAAGACUCGGAAGUUCCAGGUUCCCCAGAAGAGACAGAGGAUGUAAGUGAAGCACCUGUAAGGGACCGUUCUCAUAUAGAAGAAACUCUGAUGCUGAAGGAAGACAAGCCAGCUGAUGAUUUUUCAGGGGUGAUGCAGCGGUUAAGAAAGAUCUACCAUUCUUCCAUCAAACCUCUGGAGCAAUCCUAUAAGUACAAUGAACUGAGGCAGCAUGAGAUUACAGAUGGGGAGAUCACUUCCAAACCAAUGGUACUUUUCCUGGGACCGUGGAGUGUUGGCAAAUCUACCAUGAUAAACUAUCUCCUUGGUCUGGAAAACACUCGUUAUCAGCUUUACACAGGUGCUGAGCCCACCACUUCUGAGUUCACAGUCCUCAUGCAUGGCCCUAAGCUGAAAACCAUCGAGGGCAUUGUCAUGGCUGCUGACAGUGCUCGCUCCUUCUCACCUCUUGAAAAGUUUGGCCAGAACUUCCUGGAGAAGCUGAUUGGCAUCGAGGUCCCUCACAAGCUUUUGGAGAGGGUCACUUUUGUGGACACACCUGGCAUCAUUGAAAACCGCAAGCAGCAAGAACGAGGUUACCCAUUCAAUGAUGUGUGCCAGUGGUUCAUUGACAGAGCUGAUCUCAUCUUUGUUGUCUUUGACCCAACCAAAUUGGAUGUGGGUCUGGAGCUGGAGAUGCUCUUUCGCCAACUAAAAGGCCGUGAAUCCCAAAUAAGAAUAAUAUUGAACAAAGCUGAUAAUCUGGCCACCCAGAUGCUCAUGCGGGUUUAUGGUGCCCUCUUCUGGAGCUUGGCCCCUCUCAUCAAUGUCACAGAACCUCCAAGAGUUUAUGUCAGCUCCUUUUGGCCCCAGGACUAUAAGCCUGACACCCACCGGGAGUUAUUCCUCAAAGAAGAAAUUUCUCUUUUGGAAGAUCUGAACCAGGUGAUUGAGAAUAGGAUGGAGAAUAAGAUUGCCUUUAUCCGUCAGCACGCCAUCCGGGUACGCAUUCAUGCUCUCUUAGUAGACCGCUAUUUGCAGACCUACAAGGACAAAAUGACCUUCUUUAGUGAUGGAGAGUUGGUCUUCAAGGACAUUGUGGAGGAUCCAGAUAAGUUCUACAUCUUCAAGACCAUUCUGGCAAAGACCAAUGUCAGCAAGUUUGAUCUCCCCAAUCGCGAGGCUUAUAAGGACUUCUUUGGCAUCAAUCCUAUCUCCAGUUUCAAGCUGCUUUCUCAGCAGUGCUCCUACAUGGGAGGAUGCUUUCUGGAGAAGAUUGAACGGGCCAUCACCCAUGAGCUUCCCAGUCUCUUGGGAAGCAUUGGGUUGGGGAAGAAUCCAGGUGCUCCCAACUGCGACAAAACAGGGUGUGGUGAAACCCCAAAGAACCGCUAUAGGAAACCUUAAUGCUGUGGAGUUUAACUGGUUCUUGUGUUUCUAUUGGUGAAUGAGCUUGUGUCUUAUGUGUAUGAGAAGCCCCGGUUUAUUAACCCUUUGAGCCAAACUGGCAAGAGCUAUUGUACAAUGAAGGGCUUGGAGUUAAUGGAGGCCAAUUGUGGGGGAAUGUGCAAGGGCCUAGUAAAGAGAAUGGAAACUGUGAAUUAUAGACCUUUUUGUACUUGCUAUUUUAAUUAGAAGGCCCCAUUUUCCCUAUGAGCAAAAGCAGAAAAAUGUAAAAUAGAGUAUAGUUGCUUUCCCUUGGCACUGAUUUGGAGGAUCAGAGGAUAGUUUGUAUACACUGAAAAAAAAAAAAAAAGGUUGGGAUUCACAUACAAUAGAAGUAAUUAGGAUUCCUUUUCCUGAAAAAUAGGGGAAAGAGUGAGGAUAGGGGUUAGAUAAGAGGAUCCAUGACCAGAAAAACCUCCUCCACAAAGCCAAUUCUAGGACUUGGCUUGAAGGUCAAAUAUUGGUUUUAUUUUCUCUAUCCUGACCUUUUCACCAUCAGUCUUAAAAUUCAGAAGUAAUAUCAUCCUUUUUUCUGACAUCAGGAAGUAAAGAUACCUGGUGACCAGCUUUCAGUUUGGCUGUGGGCAGAAGGAGGACAUUCAGGGUCUGACCCCUUAAGGAGUUUGAAUAUAAGGAUUGAUUCCAUGUUCAAACCCAACUGCAGAGCCUGUUAUCUUCUUCUGUUGGGCUCUUUAUUCACAGAUUCUUUGGGUACGUUAUGAAGGAAUAAGAGCUCCCCAGAGUAGUUGAGGAUUAGAUCAUCUCUUCCACAGGGACAAACUACUUUUCAAUACAGCCCACUGCCUAGGCCCACUGUGAAACCUAGUUUUUCUAUCAUGCUAAAGGAGAAAAUAGGCAUUCAGUGUAUGCAAGUAGUUUGCUUCAUGCCAUUCUUGGAUUACCAAUUAAGCAAAGGCAUGAAUAGAGCUCAGAGGGUUAAUAGGUUUGCAGUGUGUCUUUGUCUAUUGCAUGUUUUGGAAGAGACAGCUAACCGAGGCCCCAAGGCCUCCAAGAGGAUGGUGGGGGUCACGCUCCUUCUCCAUUAAAGGAUUUUUCUUUGAAUUUAUCUCCUCUAAAUUUCGGAGGAGACAAACUCCAUGCUCUAUCUGUGGGGGCUGUUGGGGUAAGAGUGAUGUCUUUCAUGUGGUAGUUUCUCUGUCUUUCUUUUGUCCUGCCCUUCAUACCCCCUGAUGUACCAACAUCCAGAAUUAGGAAUGAUUUCCUUUGACUUAGAAAGCACUCAAAAGUCAGAACCAAUACCAGCUCUUCAUUCAUCUCAAUAGCAGCUUCAUGCUGAUAUCCAGUUACAGCCAGCAUAUGACAGUGCACAUGAGAAAGUCAUGGGCUAUGGAUAGAUGUGUGUGUAUAAAUCUCUGUGUGCAUGUGUGUGUGUGGUGAUGGAAAUAAUCACAUUGUAGAGAAUGUAUAGACAGACAUUUUUUGUUGAGAAAAUACUGCCUGGUUGAUUGGCCCCAAGGACAUCAAGGGGCCAGAUAGAGAGGUAGAGCCGGUAGAGAGGUAGAGGGGAGGGCCGGUUCUCAGAGCAGAAGGAAGAGAUAACAUAUAGAGUAGUAAGAGAUGCAUGGAAAUGCUGGGGACCUGUCAUGUGGACCAUCCUGUGAAAUCAAUGGGCCAGCCCUCAUACUGGGGCAGAUAAUGGGGUUUUCCCUGCCUUCAAGCCAGAGUCACCUACACCAGAGGGAAGAGGAGGGGGAAAAAGCUAUCUUUUUGGUAGCCAGAAAGGGAAGGCAGAGAAGGUGAGACAAUGGAAGUGAUGUGGCACAGUAGCUCUGGAGCCAGAUGAACUGGGUUCAAAUCCUGCCUAAGAUGCUGACCACCUAUGUGACCUUAGGUGAGUGAUUAAAUUUCUCUGGGUCUCAACUUCAUUAGCUGGAAAAUUAGGAUAUUGUAAUGGAUGACCUCUGAGGUCCCCCUUUAGCUCUAGAUUCAUGAUCCGAGAAAAUAGAUAGCUACUGUGUGAGUGACCCAUUCUCAUAGGGAUAUCUCAGUAGUGAUUAUUGCUUUUGGCUUUUCUGGGGCUUGGAGAUGAGUAUGGGGAUAGUAGUGUGGAAAGAAGGUUGAAACAAUUCCAAAGAAAAUGACAAAUUUCCAAAGUCCCUAGGAACUUGGUUCUAUACCAUUCCCUAGUAGUCACCUGGUUAACCUACCUGGAGGUGAUAAUCUUAGGUUGGAAUCCAGGGCAGGAACUUAGAGACAAUGGGAGAAGGGCAGGGAAAAUUCCUGGGAGGUCCCUGCUCAGCCCAACAUUGGAUAUAGCCAACCAAAAAGGCAGACAGGCCAACAUCUAGGGCCAUUUAGAGAGCUUGCUAUGAAAAGACAAAUGGUAACUCAGAAGGAAGAGAAAGUUUGGGAGUUUGCCCUAGAUUUCCUUCUCAUACUUCUUUAUUCUUACCUCCUCCUUCUUCAAUGAGCUCUUUUUCUCUCUAUCUUAUAUUCACAGGAAACUUCCCAGUGUAAUAAUUUUACUAACUAUGCAAGCUGAGGCAAAAAAAAUGGCAGAACUGUCUAGGCUUUGUCAUAGAUGUGGAUGUCACUGUUGCUUUUUUUCUUUUUUUGGUAGAAUAAGGCUAAUAAUAAAUUCCUACACUAUUUAUAUUUUCAAGGGCUACAUGAUCUAUGUGUUCUUUUACACCUUUCUCCCUGUCUCACCUCCUGCCUUUUAUUUUUCCUUUAUUCCACUCUUUCCUAUAAUUUUUCUCCUUCCUUCUCUGUUUGUAUUCUGUCUCUUUCCUAUCAGGCCAUUUAAUCAAUCACUACAUGUUUAUGGAGUACUUACUGGUUAUCUGGUACUUGGGUAGGCACUGAAGAGUGGGAGGAGGCUGGGCUUUUAACAAAAUUUUAACCCUUCUUUAGGUAUUGAGGUACAGAGAAAUCCUCCCAACACCCAGCUUUUAUCCAAAUCUUGCCCUUCUUCAAUGUUCAUUUAAUUCAAUUCCAUAUAACACACAUUCAUUAAUUAAUAAGAUAUCUCUUCCUCUCAAUGGCAUGGGUUGUUGGUAGGAUACAGAAUCAUACAAUUCUUAAAUCAAAAUUACAAAAUUUAAUUUACAAAACAAAAAAUUGCAAAAAUUAAUUUAAUCAUUUUAUUUGAUAUGUGAUUUUUGUUUAAAGACCAAAUAGUUGGAACAGCUAGGUGGUGCAGUGGAUAAGGCACAAGCCUUGAAGUCAGGAGGACCUGAGUUCAAAUCUAGCUUCAGACACUUAACACUUCCUAGCUGUGUGACCCUGGACAAGUCACUGAACCACAAUUGCCUCAGCCAAAAAAAAAAAUCAGACAGUUGACAUGGUACUGUAGAGGAAUUAAACCAAGAAGGAGACUUCCUGUUCACUGGGUGAAUCCUCUGAGGGGAGAUUUAUAGAAAGACAAUGAUGGACCUGUACAGGAUGAGAAGGUACAGAGAGGUUAUGAUUUGCAAUCACAAUUCUUCACAUAGAUGAAGUAUGUAGGAGACCCAGCUAGGUGCUGUUUUUUUUUAUUACAGUAAGGAAAAAAGCUUUACGUGGGUGUUUAGCACCUUGUAUCUUUUGAAGACAGUCCAGGAGGACUUAUUAAUUUCCUUCUGACAAAGGUGGUCUGGUUAUUCCUAAAUUAUUGGGUUGUUUGGGUAGAAGAAUGGGUAGGCCCCACUUUCAGCAGAAUUGUGAAUUGAGCAGUUUGUGUUAAGGACACUUCUCCCCCCCUCCACACACACACUUUACCUUCUCCCCUCUUGGUUCCACCUUAUUAGUUGUCUAUUCAGUUGACAAUUCUCCUGGCCCUGCUUUCUGCUAGCUAAUUCUUACUAAAGUGUUAGCUGAUGUUUUUUAGAUGUUCUACUUCUUUAAGAUGUAUGUAUUUUAGUAGCUUAAAAAACCUUCCAGACCAAAAGGAAUUAAUUUCUAAAUGAUGGAAUUUAAGGCACUGUGAAGGUCGGGGAAGAGAUUUCAGGGAAGAGAACCUGCCCCAAAUACCUCAAGUUAUACCCACUAGGCAGUCACCCACUCUUCCUAUACCUAAGGUAAAUCCUUCUAGUGGUAAUUGUGUGCAGCUGAGUUAGAAGUUCCUGCCUGGUGGUAACAUGUAAGGAGAUCAUUUCCUAUUUGACUGCCUCAGAAGGUAACUAUCCUAAGCCAUUCUAUGAAGAGUCUGGCUUAACUAGUGUAUUUGAUUUUAAAGAUUAGCCAGUGAUCCACAGUCCUAAAUUCCUUUGUCAGUGGUGUUUAGGCAAGAAUCCCGUUUUGCUCCAUGCCAAGAGAGACACUCAGAAAGCUGUAGGGGAAAGAGCACUGGAUUUAAAGUCAAUGGACCUGAAUUCAAAUCCUGGCUCUAUAACUUGCUCUUUGUGUCAUCUUGGGCAAAUCACGUUACUAAGGGACUCAGUUUUUUCCUCUAGAAAAUGAGGGUGGUGGUGGAUUAGACAGAAAGACCCUUUUCAGCUUUAAAUCCUAUGAUUCAUGAUGGACUGGGGUAAAGUCAUAGUAUUUUACAGAUAUUGUGUAUGACAGCCACAUAAAUAAAAUUACUUAUUUGGCAAACCCACUUGUGUUAUGUGUCUAUCUUUCCAGAAAGCAAGACCAACAUUUAAAAAAUACAUGUGACAUAUAUGGUGUGAUUAAGGGCUAUUGGGAAGGUCUCUGCUUAUCUCCUCCUUCCCUUCCAGUUCCCUCAACUUGAUUCUUUCCUCUUUACUCCCUGAAAGAAGCUAAGAUGUUUAAGUGACAUGCCUGAAGUCAUAACCUAAUUUAAAGGAAGAACUAGGAUGAGGACCCAGGGUCUUAAUUUCCAGAUAACAGCUCAUUUCAUCACACAAGUUCCCUUUGGUUCAGCCUACAGUGUUAUUCCACUAUCUGUAUCUGCAAUCUUUUUUUAAAAGGCAAAUUCUCUUAGGAAGGAUAACUUGGAAGGGAAUUUUAGACCCUUUCCUAGGAAUAUGUUUUGAUAGGAAAGAAUAAAACCCUGAAGCCAUGUCAGGGAGGAUAGAAGGCUGGUGAAGUGGGACUAGAGCAGAAGCCACAGAUAAGUUUCUCAGGUCUUCCCAGUUUCUUUUAGUGCUCCAGGCCAGUACUACUGUAGUGUUCAAACUACUGUAGCUCAGGAAAGAAGGAAGGAAAAUUAAAUUUUAUGUAUUUUUCUGCUUCUUGUAAGAGUCAUGAUCUGGGCCUUAGGGAAGAAAGCAGUUGCUAUUCAUCUAAUGAUUUAAAAUUUGCAAAAUACUCUGCAUAUCACUUGACUCUCACACCAUCACCAUGAUGUAAGUGCUAGAGGUAUUAUGAUCUCUGUUUUACAUUUUGGAAAAAAAGGAAAAAACCAAACAAUGCACACAACAUCGGUGAUUGAGCUGUGGCCACACAAUUAGUAAGUAUCCAAGGCAGGAAAUGAACCAGAGACCCAAGGAAAUUAACUUCAAGAUCUGCACAUAUCUACAAUGCUGUGAUGUCUUUGUUAACUGGCUAUUUGCUCAGGGAAUAGAUCAGUUUGAAUUUCAUGCUACCUUUUCUAGUUUUGCUCUUCCCAUAUGACUAGGAGUGAUUCUCAAACUAUCUUGGCAAAGUUAAUACCUCCACUUUUAACUUCAGUUAUUUCUUUACUCUAACAAGUAACAAAGUCUUCCCAUAUUAAGGAUAUAAAAGAUACUCUUGAUGAGAUACUAGGGAGCCUAGAUUUGGAGGGUGAGAAUCUGUGCUGAAUUUUUGCCUUGGCACAUUACUCUUCCUGGACUGUGGGUCUCAAUGUUUUUGGACCUUCUCAGCUCUAAAAUCCUAUAAAUAAUGAAGUUGGUGUCCAUUUUUUAAACUACCACAAAUUGUGCCAGACAUUGACAUCUUGUGAAUACCUACAGCCUCACAAGCAGGGUCAGCAGCCGCUUGCUUCCCUCAGACACAUCCUUCUUAGACCAAGCUAGGGAACUCAAACAACCUUCAGCAUUAUCCUCUCUUUCAAUAGCAAAUAAAGAAGCUGGGAGAUACAUCCUCUGAAUUAGAAAAAAAAGCAAAAUCUGAUUGAAUUCUGUUCUUAGAGAAAAGUUCCAGGCAGUUACCACUGGGGUAUCUGUAGGGAUGAUAUAGGUAUGUAUGUGUGAUGCUGUGUAUGCAUUAUAAGUGAGUAAAUGUGUGCAGGUGGAGGUAGGAGUGUUGUGUGUGUGUUUCUAUGGUAGUGAGCAAUGGGUAUAUGUGAGGUAUGUGUAAAUGGGCAAGGCAGUAUGUAGUUAUCCUUGUGUGAUUGGGAGAAUUGGUGCCAAGGGAAGGAAAACUGUUUAUGGGUAGGUGAUACCAU